This is a messenger RNA of Gorilla gorilla gorilla (western lowland gorilla), 11453 nucleotides long. RefSeq names its product mitogen-activated protein kinase kinase kinase 2 (gene MAP3K2). NCBI's taxonomy places the organism in Eukaryota, Metazoa, Chordata, Mammalia, Primates, Hominidae. Gene Ontology annotation, molecular function: ATP binding; protein kinase activity; protein binding. The transcript has 17 exons. Bases 655 to 2514 code for a protein of 619 amino acids. The record is from RefSeq and is a predicted model, not a curated record. Gene Ontology annotation, biological process: protein phosphorylation.
CGCCGGGCGGAGGGGUGCGCGCGCACGAGCGAGCGACCGUGACGUGCGCCGCGCUACGCCCGACGUCACGGGUCCGUGUGUAGUGGCUGCCGGGCUGCCUGCCCUCAGCGGCGGCGCCUGACGAGGGUGCCGCGGCCGCUGGGCGCAGCGUUCGGGGGUUGCACGGCCCGCGGCGGCGACGAAAACAACGACCAGGACGCUCGGCGCCCCUGUCCGCAGAGUCGCCACUCCCGCCUCGUCUCCGGUCUCUAGCGACGCGGGCCCGCGGCUUCCUCCUUUCCUGCCCAGUUCCCCGCGGGCCUCGGGGUUGCAGCGGCUAGAAGCGCCGAGGAGCGCCAGGAGGACCCGGCCGGCUGCGAGGAUUCACGCGCCCGCCACCCCGCCCGGCCCGGGUUUCAUGUGAAAGAAGGACGGGCCUGGCCCCAAGGCCCGCGCCCGACUCCUCGCGCGCCCCUCCGGUCCCCGGGGGCCCCGCGGCAGCCCCCGACCUGGGGCCGCGGUGACAGGCCGCGCUGGGGCGGAGGGGCGGGCUCGGCGGGGGCGGCCCCUCCUUGGGCCUGCGGCUCUCUACGUCCCUGCGGAGCAGCCGGCCAUAAAGAAUGCUGAUGGGAGAACCAUUUUCCUAAUUUUCAAAUUGUUGAGCUAUUUGCCGUAAUGGAUGAUCAGCAAGCUUUGAACUCAAUCAUGCAAGAUUUGGCUGUCCUUCAUAAGGCCAGUCGACCAGCAUUAUCCUUGCAGGAAACCAGAAAAGCAAAAUCUUCAUCACCAAAAAAACAGAAUGAUGUCCGAGUCAAAUUUGAACAUAGAGGAGAAAAAAGAAUCCUUCAGUUCCCCAGACCAGUUAAACUGGAAGAUCUGAGAUCUAAAGCUAAAAUUGCCUUUGGACAGUCUAUGGAUCUACAUUAUACCAAUAACGAGUUGGUAAUUCCAUUAACUACUCAAGAUGACUUGGACAAAGCUGUGGAACUGCUGGAUCGUAGUAUUCAUAUGAAGAGCCUCAAGAUAUUACUUGUAAUAAAUGGAAGUACACAGGCUACUAAUUUAGAACCAUUGCCAUCACUAGAAGAUUUGGAUAAUACAGUAUUUGGAGCAGAGAGGAAAAAACGGCUAUCUAUAAUAGGUCCUACUAGUAGAGAUAGAAGUUCUCCUCCCCCAGGUUACAUUCCAGAUGAAUUACACCAGGUUGCCCGGAAUGGGUCAUUCACUAGUAUCAACAGUGAAGGAGAGUUCAUUCCAGAGAGCAUGGACCAAAUGCUGGAUCCAUUAUCUUUAAGCAGCCCUGAAAAUUCUGGCUCAGGAAGUUGUCCAUCACUUGAUAGUCCUUUGGAUGGAGAGAGCUAUCCAAAAUCACGAAUGCCUAGGGCUCAGAGCUACCCAGAUAAUCAUCAGGAAUUUUCAGACUAUGAUAACCCUAUCUUUGAGAAAUUUGGAAAAGGAGGAACAUAUCCAAGAAGGUAUCAUGUUUCAUAUCAUCAUCAAGAGUAUAAUGAUGGUCGUAAAACUUUUCCAAGAGCUAGAAGGACCCAGGGGACCAGCUUACGGUCUCCUGUGAGUUUCAGUCCUACUGAUCAUUCCUUAAGCACUAGUAGUGGAAGCAGUAUCUUUACCCCAGAGUAUGAUGAUAGUCGAAUAAGAAGAAGGGGAAGUGACAUAGACAAUCCUACUUUGACCGUAAUGGACAUCAGCCCACCCAGCCGUUCACCUCGAGCUCCGACCAACUGGAGAUUGGGCAAACUGCUUGGCCAAGGAGCCUUUGGAAGGGUCUACCUCUGUUAUGAUGUUGAUACAGGAAGAGAACUGGCUGUUAAGCAAGUUCAAUUUGACCCCGAUAGUCCUGAGACCAGCAAGGAAGUAAAUGCACUUGAGUGUGAAAUUCAGUUGCUGAAAAACUUGCUACAUGAGCGAAUUGUUCAGUAUUAUGGCUGUUUGAGGGAUCCCCAGGAAAAAACACUUUCCAUAUUUAUGGAAUAUAUGCCAGGGGGUUCAAUUAAGGACCAAUUAAAAGCAUAUGGCGCUCUUACUGAGAAUGUGACUAGGAAAUACACCCGUCAGAUUCUGGAGGGUGUCCAUUAUUUGCACAGUAAUAUGAUUGUCCAUAGAGAUAUCAAAGGCGCAAAUAUCCUGCGAGAUUCAACAGGCAACGUCAAACUAGGAGAUUUUGGGGCCAGCAAACGGCUUCAGACCAUCUGUCUCUCAGGGACAGGAAUGAAGUCUGUCACGGGCACACCAUACUGGAUGAGCCCUGAAGUCAUCAGUGGAGAAGGCUAUGGAAGAAAAGCAGACAUCUGGAGUGUUGCAUGUACUGUGGUAGAAAUGCUAACUGAAAAGCCGCCUUGGGCUGAAUUUGAAGCAAUGGCUGCCAUUUUUAAAAUCGCCACUCAGCCAACAAACCCAAAGCUGCCACCUCAUGUCUCAGACUAUACUCGAGAUUUCCUCAAACGGAUUUUUGUAGAGGCCAAACUGAGACCUUCAGCUGAUGAACUCUUAAGGCACAUGUUUGUGCAUUAUCACUAGCAGCCAGUAACCUCUCCUGUGCCUCUACCUAGCUCCCAUCUAUUCAUUCACCUUCUCUCUGACUGCACUUUUCUUUUUUAUAAAAAAAGAGAGAUGGGGGAGAAAAAAGACAAGAGGGAAAGUAUUUCUCUUGAUUCUUGGUUAAAUUUGUUUAAUAAUAAUAAUAUCCUAAAUUUUUUAUAUUUAAUCUUUUUUUCCCUUACAAGAACUUGAAGUUUUUUUUUUUUUUAAUUUUUAUAAUGUACUGAUGUGGUUCAGAGAGAUAAAGCACUUUAGUACAUAGUCACUCUUUUUAGUACAAACAAAUCAUUUGGAAUACCUAAAGAUUGUAGAGUCAUUCCCUCUAUCACUGACACAUCAGUGACGAUGGGAAGACAUGGAAAACAAGGAGAAGAAAAUGAUGUAUAAUUUGUAGUUUUUAGUGAUAGUAUUUAAAAUAUAUCCUCAUUUGUGGGGUUGAGCCCUAAACUUUAGUUUAGGGUAGGUACUCAACUUAAAGAAUAUAGGUUUCUUCUUAUUAUCUGUAUUCUUUAGAUCCUAACCUCUGUCUACCAACCUUUUUGCUCAGUAGGAGUCUUGAUAGAAGAUAUGAAUCUCUGAGAGGUAUGUUUAUUUGUUAAUCUUAACCAGUAUAAUAAGCAAAUACACUAUAAUAGAUCCAUGUUACUGGAAUCUGUAAACCUUGAGGGAUAGCUUUCUGCUUAAAAACACACACACACACACACACACACACACACACACGGAAAACUUUUAUUUUAAAGUCAAGUUGUGAGCAAAUCGAAAUAAAAGACAAAAGGACAUCACUCUUAUCAAAUGUGUGAGCAGUAGAAGAGACCACAUUUACAGUCAAUAGAAAUAACGAAAAAAAUUAGGUGUUUAGUGUAUUUUAAACAGUUUCGUUUUGUUUUACUUGAGGGGGACGUCCCAAAAUUAAAGGAAUGGAGAAAUAAUCAAAAUCAUGUAUACCAUCUUCUAUUUCCAGCUCCUGAUUCCCCAUAGGUAACAUCCCUUAGGAGCGAAGAGUUCAAUUAGUAAUGUUUAUGUGUUAUGUCAGGAGAUGAAACCCUUGUUCUUAAGAUCACAGAAUACUAAAGCACCUCAAAAAAACAGGUAUCAUGUGAAACAGUGGUUGCCAAAAGUGGAGCGAGGAUAAUUUCACUAGGCAUUUGGCAAUUCUUGGAGACAUUUUUGGUUGUCACAAUUGGAAGGAUACUAGUGGCAUGAAUUGGGUAGAGGCCAGGGAUGCUGCUAAAUAGAUUAUAAUACAGGAGGAAAGCAGCCUCAAAGAAUUACCCCUCCCAAAAUGUCAAAAGUGCUGAGGUUGAGAAACCCUGAUGUAAAGAUCAGUCCCAGUUAUAAACUGAAAACAGCUAUUUACAAAGCAGUAAAUGCAAGAAAGAAAAGGAAGUCGCAAAGAGAAAGUGAUGUAAUGCAAAUUGAGGAUUUUACAAGAUCAGAUACUGCUGCUUUAAGUCAAGGGUGAAUAAUCUCAACAAACAGCAAAUAGCAAUCACUUUACCAGCUGCAUAUUGCACCCACAUAGGUAACUCUUCAUUUUAGGAACAAACUGAAUUUGAACACUGAGCCUUUUGAACUCAGCCAUCUCUAUAUAUUCUUUCCUUAAAAUUCAUGAUUUUGGGCAAAAAAAAAAAAAAAAAAAUAUCAAAACAAAGUUUUAACUACUAAUGGGAAGGUUAAAAAGCUGCCAGGUAUUUCUAGUACAAUGUAUCCACUAAGAGCAAGGACAUUGUUAAAUGGAACAAGACAGCUGGGAAAGGCCCCACUAUCUCUAAUAGAAUUGUGCUACUAUAAAACAUGAAGAUAUCAGCAAUUUGGCCACUUGCAGUUUUUUUCAGCAUGUUAAAGCAAGUGCUAAGUACUUUAUUAGUACUUUAUUUAGUACUUUAUUUUAAAGGUCUAGAAAACAACAGUCUUCCUGGAGGCCCCAGAAUCCCUUUCAUGGGAUUCAUAAGGCACUCAGGUAUUCUUAUUUUCUGCCAAAAGGUGUGCUUAUUUAGGGACUCUUUUACGAUACUUUGUUUCUGAAGUUAGGUAGAUCUUGGUUUACUGUGCCAAGGUCCUACCUAGCAUUCCCUGUAGGAAUAUUUGAAAUUCCACUAGCUAGUCUAAGAAGUCAAAGCACAAAAUUAAUUGUCAACGCUUCUCUCAUACUCUUAAAAUUGAAGCAGUUUGCAGGGAAGAACAAGAAUGAGGUGUCCCUGCCUUGGUAAAGCAACUGCCAAAUGUUGUUCUAGAAAGAAUCCCCAAGUGUGUGGAUCUAUUAUAAUUUCUUUAUCUUUUAUGAAUGAGGGCAUCUUUUCUACUUGAGCAAGAUCAUGGUCCUCGACCAGUGGGCUUUUCCUUCAUAUCUGUCUUGUGUAGUUGUGCUUUUCCUUUGGCUCGUUUUUGGUCUGUCAGGGUAACCAGCAGUGCAGAAUAUGAGACAAAUGCUCUUUAGAGAGAAAUCUGGUGAGACUGUAGAACCCAGAGCAAAACUGUUUUUUUUUCAGUCUCUGUUUUCUUUUCUAAAUGCUAUAGAAAAUAAAGGCACCUGAAAAGAAACUACUACUUUAACACUGCUGUGGAAGGCCUUUGCUUUAUAAGAAAAAUAUUAUUAGCUAUGGGAAAGUAAUGUUCUUUAUGUAAAGACUUAAAAAUAGACUAAUAGUUUACAGAGUUAUUAUAUAAAAUAUGAUGUGAAUUUAUUUCAAACAAGUUGUGAAGGUACCAAAAACCACAAUAAAAGUUAAUAUAUAUAAAAACUACUAGAACAAAAAAGCUUGAAGGUGUGGGGGUGGAGGGUAUGGAAGACCAAAAGUAAAUGUAAAAAAUAAAUUUUUGAAAGGAAACAGCUUCAUCAGGGGAAGUUAAAUAUAACACUCCGUUUUUUUCUUCUUUCUAAUAAUGAUAUGGAUCAACAAAUGCAAUUUGAACUUUUUAAGAUAACUCUAAAUGUGUUUUGUUUCUUAAAUGCACAAUUGAUUCUUCUAUACUGUAAUGCUUCUUUGCUGACGCUGGAAAAUGGUCAGACUGCUGACUUUGUGCCUUUAAAAUGCAUUCUGCUUUGACAGUGGCAGACUUUUUGGUGCUGGAGAAGAUUCACUAGCAGUCUUAUAUGUGCUUUUCAGGAAAUAUCUUUCUACUUAAGGCCUUGAGAGAUUCAAAGUGGCAUGACUUAGGCUUGGACCAAAUAUAAGAUCUUUUACAUUGCAAACAAAGUGUUGUAUUGAAUAAAAGGGUUAAAAAAAUCAUAAUGACUAGUGGAAAUUUUGAUGGGUUGUUAAUUAUUUAAAAUGUAUUUAAAAGUAUACAGACUGAAAAUUUCAGUAUGAAUAUCUUGAAAAUUUUCAGCACUUUUCCUUGUUUACAAAACAUCUUUCUAACUUAAAAAAAUGACUAUUGCCUUAGAAAGUUUUAAAAGGCACAGUUACCCUUACAUAACAUAUAUAAGGAAUUAAAAUAUUAAUGCAUUUGCUGAACUGUAAAAGAAAAUUUUAAACCUUGAUUUCAGAGUGAAUUGGAUUGGCUUUCACUUGAGAGAGUCUUUACCUUAUUCCCAAAGAAACUGCAUUAAAAAGAUGAAACUAUUUCUUUAGACUAAGUCUCUGCUACUCCAGCUCAUAUAUAUGUCAGAUCUGCUCUGUAGUAUUUCUGACAUGGAGUUGUUAUAAGAUAUGUGAAAUCACUUAGAAAAUAAAAUCAGAUGUGAAUAGUUUAGCAGGAUGACCAAGCCGGAUGUAGACUCCUUGGCCUAUGGCAAAGUUCUGUGCCAGUGAUUUUAUUUGGAGUCUGGGAACUGAUAGCUUGAUAUAAAAUCACCUGGUGUCAAUUAAAUAUACAAAUCUAUCUUUUUUAAUAGAAUGAAUCUUCUUUGUUUGUUCAAUAAUUGUAACUUAUUAUGUCAGGUACUAAAUUAACAUCCUUAAGGAGGUCACAAUCUAGGAGGAACAUGGGCAAACAGUUACUUAUUUUAUGGCAUACGCUAACUCUGAAAGUUCAGCAAUGAUGUUUUAAAAUGUUAUUUUUUAUUAAGGGAAAAGCAAUUUUAGGUAAUCAUUGGCUGUUAUAAACGGAAAUGUCACUGACAACAGGGAUUAGAGUAAAAGUAUCCCCAAACUGGAGGGAUCCCCUCCCCAACCAGGUCACAUAGCAUCUCUCUCAGGACCCCCUCUUACUGCAAAACCCAGCCUCUACUCAACAGUUCUGGUGAUGGGGAGCAUUUAUUCCAUAACAGUGUUUUUUUGUUCUUUUUUUUUUUUCCCCCAGUGUCUCUUUUAAAGAAAACAUACUUUAUUUCGGUCUAAAUUGUGAAAAUACCCAAAACAUUUGAUAGAAAUUGAACUCUGUCAACAGUGUUACUUAUACUAAGAUCAGGACAGUUUCUUGAGAUCAUACUGUUUUAUUACUAGGUUUGGCCUUUGUUUUACAAAUGUAAUGUUCGUAUUUAUUUGAAUUUUAAGAUUGGUUAAAAUGUUAAUGAAAAGCAAUCCAAUUGUUAAUUUUUAGUAGUGCCUUUUCUCUGUAUGCCUUAAUUUUAUUUUAUAUUAAUAAUUCAAGUUACCCACCAAAAUGAAGAUUUUUUCCAAAAUCAGUAGGCUUCACAAGUUCAUUUGGCCUUAGACUGUGUAUUGGUCCUUAAAUGUUUCUUAAUGCCUGCCUCCUCCUACCCUUUUCUACCUCCUUUUUUAAAAAAUAAAUAAAUAAAGAAAUUUUAGGAGAGAAACAUUAGGAUUUGUCUGUGAUAGACACGCUGCAGCUUCCACUAGACAUGAAUUCCCAACACAAGCAUAGAAAGAGGUAUUCUCGUUCUAAAGAGACAUGUAAAUGUUUUCUGGGUUGAAUAUUUGAUUUUCAAUCACAUUGGCACUGUCCAAGUUCUUGGCAUAUUAUAGUUCAGUUAUGAUUUUCAUGGUAGAGUUACAGUACUUGUUUUUGCCCUAAAGAAGUCAUUCACAUGGUUUACAAAUGUUAAGGCAAUGAGAUAGGACAGUGAGUAGGAAAUCCAGGGAUAGCAGAUUCUAGUCCUUAAUUCUCAGCUAAUUAGAUUUUGGGUAAUACUCACAGAAAAGAAAGUUACUUUUCUGUGAAGUGUGUGCAUGUGUGCGUGUAUGUGUGCGUGUGCAUGCGUGUGUGUGUGUGUGUGUGUGUGUGUGUGGUUAGAGUUGGAGGCAGGGAUGGGAAGGAAGAAGGGGAAAGGUAUGAGUGUUCAAUUAGGUCAGUUUCUGGUUUUGGAAGAACAACUCAAAUGUAUGACCUACUGAUGACAUACAGUGAGUGUAGUCAUCCUUGGGUAGGAACACCAGUACAUUUUCCAGAAGUAGCUAGUACAAAUGAUUGUAUAAUAAUAUUGAUUGUAGAUUGCCAUACUCUUGGUUGCUAAAGGUAGAUUAAAAUUCAAUUUGUGUAUAUGUAAAAUAAUCUUAUAUAGAAUUCUUAAAUAGAAAGUAAUUGAUUUUACAUAGUUCUUCCUGAACUUUUUGGAACUGAAAUUCUGCCAGACAUUAUCAAAAUAAGCUUCCUUAGCUUACCAGGUAUUCACAAGGAAAUUCUCUUGUACCUCUUUUUGGUUGGCUAGGGGAAGCAUGCUGUGAAGCAGCUAUUCCUACUUAUAGUUGUCUUUGGCUUGGCUUUGACUUCUGCCAUGGUUUGGACAGGAUGCCACGGUAGGUGUGGGAAGUAUCAGGGCCUCCCAUCUUCCCAUACUCACCUUCCAGAGCUGUUGAUGGAAAUGAGCUCUUGGGGGAGCCUAGAGAUUCUUUUUUCAGUGGUCCUGUAAGCAUUCAAGGUUGAGCUUCAGAAAGAUGAGGGAGGAGUCAUAGCUACAGUAAAGAAAAGAAUAGAUUUUAUCUGUUGCCUGUAUACAGUCUCAUAGAAUUCUUCUUAUUUUUUAUAAUUGUGCAUUUUAAUCGAUAGUCAUAUGGUAUUUUUGUUAAUAACAGCAAAGGCAUUAAAUCAGUACCAUUGUUCCUUCUGCCUGAUGACUUCUUGUUUGUAACACAAUCUGUAUUAUCAGAAUCACUUUAAACCAAAGCUUUUAUAUUCCCUGUACACAUAGCCAAAAUAAUUAGCACUGUUACUUCUGUGCACUUGUAAGCUAAUAGUAUAAAAAUUAUAAAGCAGAUACUAGUAGAAUUUGUAUUCUGGUAUAUCCUUCAAGGAAAAGGACAGGUGAUCAGUGCAUUUAGACAUCCAGAAGUUACUUCCACUAUUGAGGAACUAUGUAGACAUGAAUUUAAGCUUGUACAUGUGCCAAUCUUGUUAAUGUCACUUGACCACUGAUUCACAUAGACAGACAUUAACGUCUGAUGCCUCAGGUUGAUGGCGAACUUUCUUCCUAGUGUCUUAACAUUUAUGAACUUAUGUUUGACUUGAGGGGCAUUUCAGCAAAGCUGUAAGGAAAAGUAGAUUCUGGACUGAUGUCUGCUUUGUGCCAUAGACAUUUUGGAACAUAAGGAAGUAUCUGCUUCUACUAUAUGUACAGGACUUGUCCCCAAAUAAUUUCUGAAUCCCUUAAUGCAGUUGAGAAUCCCUUAAUGCAGUUGAGAAUCCCUUAAUGCAGUUGAGAACAGUAAAGUUCAUGACCAUACCCAAAAGCACUUUUAAGUUCACUUCUUUUUAAAUAUUGUUUUAGAAUUUAUUUUUUAAAAGCAUAUGUAACUAGUGAUGAUUUUAGCAUUAGCUUUAUUUGGAGGGGAGAAGAAACAAAAUUACACCUUAAACUCUAUUAGAUAGACUACAAAAUGGAUUUGAUGUAUUCUUACUUUUCCAAAGAAUUUUUUCCACCUGGAAUAAGAAGAGAGGACUAGUUGAAACAUUUGAGCUGGAGAGGCUUAUGGGCAAAAUGAAGUGGGCCAAAUUCUUGCAAUACACCCUAUUCAAUUGAAAGUACAGUGUCUAAGGAUAAGAAUACUUCUUUAAAGACCAACAAUUGUUUUAAUGCAAUCUUAAUUAGUAAAUGGUUUACAUUUUUUCUAUUGUUAUUGGUUUUAAAAUUUGCUACCCUGAAUUCUGAAAUAUUAUAAGAGUUAAUACCAAAAAUACUUUUAAUGUCUGACAUCUCUUACAUUUCACAUGGUUCUUUUUAUUCAUUGUAAAUAAAAGUAAACUUGGAUAAAUUUGAGAAUAAACUUUGAAUUGUUGCAAACUGAUUAUCAAUUUGUAAAUUUACCCUUUGACAUAAUAAUGUACAUUUUUAAAUGUAGCCAUUAAAUUCUCUAUAUUUAACCUAUUGGUUUCUCUCUAAAUGUUUUUAAUCUCAGUUGAAUGCUGGGCAGUUUAUAAUUAUGUACAAAGGGUUUUUUUCCUAUUAAGAUUGACAUUUUUGCACAUUUUUGGAAAUGUUUAAUUUGUACACUGAUUUACUACUCUGACCAAUAAUUGUUGAUGAGUGUAUGAGCAUCAUGAAUGCGUGCAUUGAACUACUGUCUGUGUCUUUAUGUUUUAACUUCUUUCAAGAUGUAGCCAUCAGUUACUGCACUGCUAUUACUGACUUAAAUGGACCUUUUUGCUUUUACAAACUAUACUUAUCUAUGGUUCUUUGUUGAAGAACUCAGGAGUUCGACAUUAAUAGAAAUUAGAAAAUUUUAUAAUGUAUUAUAAAAUCCAUUACUAAGUUGAAAGUAUAACUCUGUGUAUCAGGGGAUGUAUGUUUGUGUGGAGAUUUUUUUUGUCUGUAGGCACAUGUAUAUAUCCCAGUAAGUUCUUAUUUUCAUUUCAUUUCUACAUUUUUAUGAACUUGUUUUAUAAGGGUACUGUUUAGUUGUGAUAAUUAAAUAUAUAUAAAAGCUUUCUGAGAGAUUAUUUACUAUAUGAAUAUAUUUUCAGCUGGCUGAUCAAAAGUAUUUUUAAAAUUUUGUUUUUAGCCAUUCAAAAUGUAUUUGUAUUUUCAGAAUUGAAUGCAAAUCAUACUUAGAGCUCAAUUAAAAUACUCUUGCAAGAAAAAGCAUUAAAUUCUCUUUGAGAAUUCUGUGAAAUGCAAAUUAAGGGAAAAAUAGGUUUCAAGCAGUAGCAAAAACACACCGCUAAAAAUGGCCUUUGAAUUCUCAGAGCUGUGGAAAAAUGUGAGAAACUAAAUUGUCUCGAGAUGUCAAGAUUUUUCUAUCUCCAGUUGCUAUUGGCCUGUCCUACUGUUGUCUUUGAAUAUUUCCUGUAUUCCACCCCAAAAGAUUUCAACUUUUAGUUUUUCUAUCACUGGGCAAGGUCAGACUGGGUUUAUAAAACAACAUAUUGGCAUAUUGUGAUUCUUUGUAAUUGACUAUAAAUUGGUUUUGAAAUGUCCAAACAUACGUUGUGUGUCUUUAUAUUGUACUGUGUGUUUUAAGUAACUGGCAGAAAAAGAAUUGGAAAUGAAAUUUCCAAUCAGACAAUGUAGUAUUAAAGAAAACUUUGUUUUAAAUAUGCGGUACCAUGUAAAAUUACUCGUGUUAGGAAUAAAGUCCACUGUUGAAGUUGAAUGUCACUAAGCUUAUUAUGUUAAAAGGAACCAGUGUGAUUAGGAAAACCUACCAGAAGCCAGAUACAGUGUGGUACGUGCCACAUUUCAUGCACAUUUUGAUUUUGUGUUGUCAUUCAAAAUUGUGCUUGUAAAAAUGUAUACAAUUUCUGAGUUUUAUAAUUUCUAGGUACUUGUUUUUUCUUGCUGGUAAAUAGCUUUUUUUAAAAAAAAUCUAAUAUAAAAGAAACCAUGUUUAUAUUUUGUUAGUGAUCAAUGACUUUGUUUAUAUGGAAAUUUGUAUAUUGUUGGCACACAUUUUGUUCAGGUUUACAUGCAUGAAGGCCUGCAAUAAUUAGCACAAUGAAAACUGCUUUUUCUUACAUGUUCAUUUUUUUGAAAGAUUGUGGUGCAAAGGCUUACUCUAAGUAACCUUCUGGACUAUGGAAUGAAUAUAAAUGAAUGGCACUUUGAGUGUUAAUAAAGCUAAUAUUUAUUUCCACUGUGA